AAUUAAAUCACGAGCUACUAUUAAUGAUAAAAUAUGUCAGCCCAAAUGUGUUGUUUCUGCUCUUAAAAAACCGUGACUUAUGGGUGGUAUACCACGUGGCUUAUGGGUGGUAUACCAAGUAUUAGGGAAAAUGUUUCCAAAUUAAUAUAUCAUCACAAGAAACUAGUAUCAUAUCGUUCAAAAAAAACGGAAACACAAAAGCUGCAUGAAAAUAAUUUUUUGGCAUUAGAAAAAGAAUUGUUUGACAUAAGGCACCCAAAACUUUAUGAAAUAAUUGAAAAAGAUAAAAUUCAAUCAAAAGGUGCAAAAGAAUGCAAUAUUUUAUUUUAUGAAGAUCAAAAAACUGCAAGAACAAUGAUAAUUAACAAAAUAGACAAAAAAUAUCAAAAAAUUUAUUCCAACAAAGAGUUUCGCAAAAGGAAAGCCAAGGAGUUAGAGCAAAAGGAGGAAUCUGCCACAAAAAUUAAAACAAUUUUCAUCAAAGUUAAAACAAUUUUCAUCAAAUAGUAAUUGUAUUAAUUUAACUUAUUAAAAAAACUUCAACAUUUUGUGGGCGUUUUGGAAUUUCUGUUGGAGUACAGACAGGAUUAUUAGCAUUAUUUUUAAGAUGUGGAAAUAUCAACCUUAAUGAAGUAAAACUUUCAAAGACAAAAGUAGAAAAAAUAAGAAAAGAUUUGUAUGUAAGUGAAUCAGAGUUAAUUAAGGAAAAAAUAAUAGAAAAAUGUAAAAAUAGUAAUUUAAUUUUGCACAUUGAUACAAAAAAAGUUACAACUUUAAAUGAAGACUAUAUUUCUGAAGUAAGCGAACGUCUAGCUAUUGUUGUUACAAGUCCAGACUGGGAUUUAAAUACAAAUGGAAAACAACAGGAUGAGCUGCUAGGCAUAGUUAAAUGUCAAUCGGGGAAAGGAUAUGAUCAAGCAUUGGCAUGUUUUAAUGUUAUAAAAAAGUUUGGAAUUGAAAGCAUUAUAAUUGGGAUUUGUGCUGACACAACAGCAUGUAACACUGGUUGUAAUAAGGGUUGUAUAAGUAUUUUAGAAGAACUUUUAAAUCGACCUCUGUUAAGACUUCUUUGUAGAAAACAUUCCCAAGAAAGACAUAUUUUACAUGCAAUAAAUGCAAUCACUAAAACAGAAAGCAAAGGUCCAUCAAAAUCUAUUUAUACGAGAUUCAAAGCUACUUGGCCAAUGCAUUAUGAAAAUGUUCAAAAUAAUAUGGAUCAGUUAUCAAAGUUUCCGUGGUGCGAAGUUAGUGGAACCCCAUUAGAAGAUAUGGCUAAAAAAAGUUUAUCUUUUUGCAAAAAAGCUUUGGAACUUAAUACUUUUUCCAGAAAUGAUUAUAAACAUCUGUGUCAAUAUGUCAUUGUUUUUCUGGAAGGAAGGGAGGCAGUUCCUGAAUUUAUUAUACACAAACCAGCUGCUGAACAUGAAGCUAGAUUUAUGGCAGACGCUUUAUACAUUUUGGCAAUGAAGCUUACUCAACCAAUCAUAAAGUUUUUAACCCUAGAGGAAGAAAUAGUAUUUUCAAAGGCUGCGAUAUAUGUAGCUUCAGUUCAUACAAAAAACUUUCUUCAAUCAAGUCAAAUUGUUUCUGCUGCUCAUAAUGAUUUGUGUACAGUUAAAGAGAUGAUAAAAAUGAAAGAUUUUGAUGCUGAUGUUUCUCAAGCUUUUAUUUCAAGCUAUCUUAGACACAGUUAUUAUCUUUCUGAAGAAACGGUUGUCUUUUGUUUAUUUGAUAAAAGUCUUGACAACAAAUUUAAAGGAAAAGUUGCUCAGCAGUUGUUAAAAACAAAUUUACCUGAAAUCUUCAAACUUAAAAAGUUUAAGCCUGUAGAAAUAAAUGAACAUUCAGAACUUAAUGAUUACGUUGGUCGAAAUUCUUGGCUAAUUUUUAAAAUAGUUCCUUACUUAUCAAAGUGGUUAGAAAGUCCACCUGAUUUGUGGACUUAUGAUUCUGAUUAUAAAACUAUGCAAAGGUUUAUAAAAAGAUUAGUCUUUUUGUCUGUUGCAAAAGAGCUAUUAAAUUGGUAAAAGACUUUAUCGAUUCAACAAUAAAAGAGGAGAAGAUAUUUUACUGGUUUUAAAGGAGCACAGAGUUAAUUUUCCAUUUUAUAAAUGUAACUGGUCCAAAGAAAUACUUAAUAAAUUGUAAGAAAAGUUUAACUUUUUAUAAGAAAAAUUCAACUGAAUUUUUUAUGUAUAUUAUUUACAAAACGUAUUUGUAAAACCUUUAGUCAAAGUCUCAUACAUUUUUAA
Molecule: messenger RNA, 2252 nt
Organism: Hydra vulgaris (swiftwater hydra)
Lineage: Eukaryota; Metazoa; Cnidaria; Hydrozoa; Anthoathecata; Hydridae
Source: RefSeq, a predicted model, not a curated record